Molecule: messenger RNA, 5407 nt
Organism: Acanthaster planci (crown-of-thorns starfish)
Lineage: Eukaryota; Metazoa; Echinodermata; Asteroidea; Valvatida; Acanthasteridae
Product: 97 kDa heat shock protein-like
Biological process (GO): protein folding
Cellular component (GO): nucleus; cytosol
Molecular function (GO): ATP-dependent protein folding chaperone; ATP binding
Source: RefSeq, a predicted model, not a curated record
GGAAGUGUUGCAAGAAAUUUCCAGACAUGUGCUGCCGCUGUUUUAACCGGUACCUCUGAUCAACUCUAUAAAAAGACGAUUGAUAAUUUAACCGUUAUUUAUUCAUUCUAACGAAGUGUUCAUCGCAUCAGGAACUGAUACUGUCUCUCAAAUACAGAAACACGGUAUUAUCUCAGGAUGGCUGUCGUUGGUUUUGAUGUUGGAAAUAGCUCUUGUUACAUUGCCGUGGCGAGGGGUGGUGGUAUCGAAACCAUUGCGAACGAGUACAGUGACAGGCUUACGCCGGCUAUCGUGAGUUUUGGUGAGCGGACAAGGAUUCUUGGGUCAGCUGCUAAGACACAGGUUAUAUCCAACUAUAAAAACACCAUAACAAAUUUCAAGCGACUGAUUGGGCGGCCAUUUGACGAUCCUACAGUGCAAGCAGAACUACCCAGAAUACUCAACGAGAAGGUCAAAAGACCAGAUGGCGGUAUUGGCAUCAAGGUUCAGUACAUGAACGAGAAGGAGACUUUCACACCUGAGCAGGUGUAUGCCAUGUUGCUGACCAAGCUAAGGAUGACUGCUGAGGCUAGUCUCCAAACCAAGGUGGUGGACUGUGUCCUGUCGGUCCCCCAGUAUUACACUGACGUGGAGAGGAAAAGCAUACUGAAUGCAGCGACCAUAGCUGGUCUGAACUGUUUGAGAAUCAUCAAUGAUACCACUGCUGCGGCUUUAGCGUAUGGUAUCUACAAGCAAGACCUUCCAGCACCAGAGGAGAAGCCUCGGGUGGUUGUGUUUGUGGACAUGGGCCAGUCAUCAUUACAGGUCUGUGUGUCAGCCUUCAACAAGGGCAAACUCAAGAUUCUCAACGUUGCCAGCGACCCAAGUCUAGGUGGCCGCGACUUUGACCACGUCCUGGCUGAGCACUUUGCGGAGGAGUUCAAGCCCAAGUAUCGCAUUGAUGUCAAGUCCAGCCCCCGGGCCUACCUGCGACUGACCCAGGAGUGUGAGAAGCUCAAGAAGCAGAUGAGCACCAAUGCCACUGAUCUACCCAUGAACAUUGAGAGUAUCAUGGACGACAAGGAUGUCACUGGACACAUGAAAAGACCUGAUUUCGAGGCCUUGUCAUCCCAUUUAUUGAAAAGAGUUGAGGCUGUACUCAAGUCAGUCCAAUCUCAGACCAAGCUGAAACCAGAUGAGAUUUAUUCUGUUGAAAUCAUUGGUGGAUCUACGCGCAUCCCAGCUGUUAAGGAACUGAUCAAGAAGAUCUUCAAGAAGGACGCUAGCACCACCCUGAACCAGGACGAGGCAGUUGCCAGAGGAUGUGCUCUGCAGUGUGCCAUUCUGUCACCAACCUUUAGAGUACGUGAGUUUAAUGUGACCGACCUGACCCCGUACUCCAUUAGCCUGCUGUGGAAGGCUACGGAAGGGGAAGAUGGUGAGAUGGAAGUCUUCCCCCCAAAUCACCAGGUUCCCUUUUCUAAGAUGUUGACAUUCUAUCGGACGGAACCAUUUGAGUUGUCAGCCAAGUACACAUCCAAGGAUAAGAUUCCAUACUCAGAUCCUUUUAUAGGUCGGUUUGAGAUCAAGAAUGUAAAGCCCACUACUGAGGGUGAGAGUUCAAAGGUCAAGGUCAAGGUCCGUGUCAAUGGGCAUGGCAUUUUUAAGGUGUCUUCAGCCUCCAUGAUGGAGAAAAUCCCACCCCAGCCCGAGCAGCAGAACGACAAGGAUGCUGCCGAAAAGCCAAGCAGAGACGAUACGGCUGUCAAUAAUGCAGAAGAGUCUCCCAUGGAGACGGAGGAGCAGGCUAAGGAGAACACAGAGCCGGCUGCCGAGCAAGAAGCCAAGAAAGAAAAUGGAGAGGUGAUGGAAUCAAACGAAACAUCUCAGACAAAUGAAAAGAAGGCAGAUUCCAAUGGGGGCUCAGACACAGCUGAUGCAGGCGAAAAAGCAGAACCUAAGAAGGCCAAGAAGACAGUGCGUUAUCACGACCUGCCUGUGGAGGAGAUUACCCACAGUUCCAAGGGCAAAGACAUUGCCAACUAUGCCGAGAGAGAGGGUCAGAUGAUAGCACAGGACAAACUGGAGAGAGAGAGAAGUGAUGCCAGAAACAGUGUAGAGGAGUAUGUCUAUGAGAUGAAGGACAAGCUGUGUGAUCAGCUGGAAUGCUUCAUCUCGUCAGCAGAUCGAGAUGCAUUUAUCAGUCUCCUGGACAAGACAGAGAACUGGCUUUAUGAAGAUGGCGAAGAUGAAGCUAAAAAUGUCUACGUUGACAAGCUGGCUAAACUGAAGAAAACAGGUGAUCCAAUUGUAGAACGGUACAAGGAAUCCCUUGAUCGACCUCAAGCAUUUGAAGAGCUGGGGGCAAGCUUAGUGCACUACAGGAAGGCACUGCUGCAGUAUAAUGAAGGGGAUGAGAAGUACGCCCACAUUGAGAAGGCAGAGAUAGAGAAAGUUGAGAAGUGGGUGAAUGAGAAGGAGGCUUGGAGGGACAGCAAGGUGAACGCCCAGAACCAACUGGCCCUCCAUAACAAACCUAUCGUACUGGUCCAAGAUAUACGAGCGGAGAAUGCUUCACUGAAGAAAAAUUGUGACCAGAUUCUAAACAAACCCAAGCCCAAACCGAAGGAAGAGCCACCCAAAGACACAGGGGCCAAGGAAGGCAAUGGAGCCACAGCAGAGGACACCAAGCCUGAGGAGAAGAUGGAAACCGAGGAGAGUGGAGACCAGGCUAGUAAAGAAGGGGGUAGUGUUGAUGUAGACAUGGAGCUGGACUGAUGUAUAUAGCUUAAUUUAUAUAUGAAUAAUCAUGAAUGUAACUGUCAAAAUAAUCCCCAAGUCUGCUACCUCAUGAAGUGUGCCAGUCAGAGAAUUAUGCAAUCCGUAUGAUUCACCAAAGGCAUUAUAGAAUGUGGUGCUUAUUGAAACCACUGGUUCUAGAACCAGUGAACGAUUUUAGUGUUUGCAUAGUGGAGUAUCAGUUCGUAUGGACAUUUUGGUUUUGUGUUUUCAGGAAGUAUAGUUGUGCCUGCACAAAAUCAGAGCUCUGUUAGCAUGUUAGAUCAGUUGUUUGUUGGCAAUCAGAAACCGAAGAAAACAUUUCCGGAGCCAUAUAAAGCUAUAUACAAUGUGAUUCACAAAGUUGAGUCCUAGGAAUGCACAGGGUAAAUUACUUGCAUAGUACUUAAGCAUAGUUCUUAAACCCCCCCCCCCCAAAAAAAAAGAUAGAAGAAAGAUCUAGGAAAAUCCUCAUAUGAACUAUUGCUCGCAAGUGGUUCUUGGAAUGUAUUUCAUAAACCUGCUUAGUAUUUUGCUCCGCUCUGAUCUGACCUAAUCUACCCACACCUUUCAAAAUUCACAUUGGUGGUUUUCUGAUACUCAACUUCUCCAUCUCAGGCUUUAUCUCUAAAAUCAAUCCCAUAAUGUAGUCCCUCGAUAUUCAGAGUCAAUGGAAAUAAUUCAGUAUUUGACUCUGUGACAUGUAGUUCGAUGUUCCAGUGGGACUCUCUGUCUUGUUACUGAGCUGUCAACAACAAAGUCAAGAGUUAAAAGUCAGGCAAACCAAGAAAUUUGGAAAACAGGCCAGGAGUGUAGGGAGUUUUUUUGCAGGACUGAUGAAGGUAGAGCUCAGACACUAGCAAACAAUGUGCCAGUGGUUUCCUGCACAGUGGAGUAUUUGAGAAGAUUCCCGAAGAUUCCUCACAAGAAUGGUUUGGUAGUUUGAAUUGAAGAAUUGUGAAGGAACUUAAGACACUGACAUGCUUGAUGACAACUGGCAUACUUCAUGUUCAGAGUAGACUUCUGUCCAGAUGCAACUGGACAUCGUUGUAUAUGUAUAUCUGACCUGCUUAUAGGGAACAAUUAGAGUAACAAUUUCAGCUUGACACAGAAGAGGAACUAGAACUAUAUUAAUACAAGCAGGAUGGCUUUAUGUUUAGAAAAGGACUGUCGUUAGUGAUUGCAUGUGUUUCUGUAACUGUCCUAAACCUGUUCAACUGCACAUGUUCAUCGAUUUGAUGAUUUCUGUCACCACCCAGACAGUUUUUGGUAGCCUUUCCCUGAUUAGAAACAGUUUCCACAACAAGCACCGUUGAUGUUGAGAAUGGUGGUGUUGUGCCGUCUUUAGAACUUGUGACAAAUGCACAUGUAGUGGAUUGCAUGCCAUGAUUAUGUGUACUGUGCUGUUUCUGGAUUGGUGUCUUCAGGAAAUCAGCAAUAAAGAUCUUAGCUGUAUGUGUUCAGUUGAGGGCUUAGGAAAGACAUGGACUUUGUACAAGUUCUUGGUCAAGUUGUUGCUCCUAAAACAUUUUUCUUUUUAGCAUAAAUCAUAAAGGUGCUUUUGUUGAUUGAGAUAUAAAAAAACAAAGUUUUUUGAGAUUUAAAAAAGUCAUUAGUUCUUUAAAAAAUUCUCUUUAUAAAACAGAUUUCUACUUCAUAGCAUUACAGCUAUUUUGACUUCAAUUUUUACUGGGCCAAGACAGGAGCCAAACCUUUAAUAGGGGUCUUGAUCCCCAAAUUUGGGCUGAUGACAAAGUAUGGUCAACAGUGUUGUUCAAACAUAGAUAAAAGAAUCUUGUUUAUGUUUUGGGAACAGCCGUUUAUUUGUGAAAAAAAUAUAGAGACUUAAUCAGUUGAUGUUAUGACCCACAAGAUGUUGAUUCUAUAGACCAGUUGGUAACCCCUACCUACCUUUGGCUUAUUUGUCUGUUACACUAAUUUGCUAUUUAAAACAACUUUGGGUGAUAAUGUAGAGUAUUUCUGCCAUAACAAAUAAAUCAGACAUAAAUUAGACAUAGGUUAAGAAUUGUGGGUGUUAUAUGUACAGCACAUUAAAACCGAACAUCAUAAUUUGUUACAAAAAGUGGAAUGUGACACAAACAGAAACUUCAUUAUUAUUUGAUUUAUGCCUGAAAUUUGUUCACUUUUGUGUUCUAAUUUGGCAGUAGAGUUUUGUGCAUUUUACUGUCACUUUAGUCACCGUAAAAAAAAAUCAAGACCUACCGUAUAUUUGCUGUGUAGGGGUGGAUUUUGUUAAUCCUAUCCUUGUCUACAUUUGUCAUAAUGCCGGAGUGAAGGUGUUUUUUGUGCUGUUAUUUCAACAUCUAAUUUUAACCCAGACCAUUGGGAUUGCAAUCAGAAAUCAAUUUUUUUGUUGGGAAUGUGUUGAAUUUAGGCUGAACCAUUCAAAUCCUUGAGAUAUGUUACCUAAAUGGAAUUAAUGUUUUCCAUAAAGAGUAUAUAUAGUGUGUAAUUGUUCUAGUAACAAAAAAAAAUAGCGAAAUAAAGAAUUAUUGCAAUGUUAAUGCUGUUCAAUGCCCAAGAUGAAGGAAUAUUUUUAAUCGUGUGGCAAACCAUCUGUACGUGUACUCCACUCUGGUUUUUCUGAUGUUCAGAUUAAAGAAAAAUGGAAAAUGUUUAGAAUGACAAA